AUGAGUAACUCUUCUACCGAAGCACCUGAUAUUCAUGGUCAGGAAGCCGAUAAAGAUGGAACGCCUCCCGACUUACCGGCCCAUAAUCUUCACGCCUUUCCGGAGGGAGGCACGGAUGCCUGGCUGACCGUUGCAGGUGCUUCAGCAUCUCUUUUUGUUUCCUUUGGUUGGAUCAAUUCUAUUGGUCUCUUUCAAGAGUUUUUUCAGGAUGAUUUACUUCCUGAGUACACACCGUCUGAGAUUGCAUGGAUCCCCUCUUUAAUGUUACUUUUCAUGUUCAUCGGUGGCAUUUUUAUCGGGAAAGUUUUUGAUGACGAUGGUCCCCGAUACUUGCUUGCCUUUGGCACGUUUCUUCACGUUUUAGGUCUCAUGCUUACCAGCGUAUCGUCUCAAUAUGUUCAAAUUAUUCUAUGUCAGGGCGUUGUUUCUGCUCUAGGGAGCUCUAUGAUAAUGUUCCCAGCAGUGUCAUGCGUUCAAACAUGGUUCCGUGAGAAGAGAGGACAAGCAAUGGGCCCAGUGAUGGGCUCUUCUUCCCUUGGCGGCAUUAUAUUUCCCUGCAUGGUGACUAGCCUUUUGCCUCAAGUCGGGUUUGGCUGGACGUAUAGGAUAUGUGCCUUCCUGAUAUUGGCGUUGUGUGUCUUUGCCAAUUUUACCAUCAAGUCACGCUUGCCUCCAAACCCAACAAAGUUUCAGAUAAUUAACUAUCUACGUCCCUUCAAAGAACCAACAUUUGUAUUUGUCAGCUUGGGAAUCUUCUUCUUUUGGUGGGGAAUGUUCAUUCCCAUGAACUUUAUCGUUGAGGCUGCUCUGCAGCGAGGUAUUUCGGUGCAUUUAUCUCGGUACCUUGUUGCGAUUCUGAACACUACUGGGGUGCUUGGCCGUGCAGUUCCUGUAGCUUUGGGUGACAAGCUAGGUCAUUUCAAUGUGACAAUAAUCAUGGCUAUCUUCACCACUGUGUUAGUUCUAGCUCUUCUAAUGCCAACAACCGGGCAGGCUUCGAUCUUAGCUUUCACUGCUUUGUUUGGGGUUGGGUCUGGUGGUGUCAUCGGUCUCGCUCCAGUUAUAUGCGCCCAUGUAUCUCCUAUUCGAGAAAUUGGAGCUCGUAUAGGCACUGCCUACUUCUUUGCUUCAUUUGCCGCUCUGACUGGCUCUCCCAUCGGAGGCCAGAUCGUUGUUGACAGAAAGGGGAAAUACUUCGAUACUUUUCUUUUCGCAGGUGUCUGCUGUGCUAUCGGCACUGUUUCUUUUAUCAUCGCACGCACUACCCAUGCUGGGUUCAAACUCGGCAAAGUUUAA
Molecule: messenger RNA, 1296 nt
Organism: Talaromyces proteolyticus
Lineage: Eukaryota; Fungi; Ascomycota; Eurotiomycetes; Eurotiales; Trichocomaceae
Product: major facilitator superfamily transporter
Exons: 5
Coding region: 1-1296 (431 amino acids)
Biological process (GO): transmembrane transport
Cellular component (GO): fungal-type vacuole membrane
Molecular function (GO): transmembrane transporter activity
Source: RefSeq, a predicted model, not a curated record